This is a messenger RNA of Effrenium voratum, 831 nucleotides long. The record is from the annotation of a GenBank genome assembly. NCBI's taxonomy places the organism in Eukaryota, Dinophyceae, Suessiales, Symbiodiniaceae.
AUGCGCGCCAUUAUCGAUCAAAAGCAACGCGCCGCCAACCAUGCGCGGGCGGCCCGGCUUGGUGUUGCCGGAGCCGAUUUCCUGCUGGUGCAUGCGCUCGACGAGUUGGCCGACCGGAUUGCGGUGACGACGCGGUCUUUUGACCGUGCGCUGGCGAUCGGUCCGCAUGCGGACCGGAUUGCCAGGACGCUCGCCGCCACCGGCAAGAUCGCAUCGGUCGAUCGGGUCGUCUUCGAUGGUGACGAGACGCUGGAUGUGCCGGAGGCGGGGGCCGAUCUGGCCGUCUCUAUCCUCGACCUGCACGAGAUGAACGACGUGCCGGGAGCGCUGGUGCAAAUCCGGCGCGCCCUGCGCCCGGACGGACUGCUGCUCGGUUGCGCGCCGUCCAGCGGAACGCUGAGCGAACUGCGCGAAUGUCUGACCGAGGCGGAGACGAUGGUCUCCGGCGGCGCGGCGCCGCGCAUCCUGCCGUUCAUGGAUGUCCGGGAUGGCGGCGGGCUUCUGCAAAGGGCCGGGUUCGCGCUGCCCGUCGCCGAUCAUGACACGGUCACGGUGCGCUACGACAGCGCGCUCGAUCUGAUGCGCGAUCUGCGCGCCAUGGGAGCGGCCAACGCGCUGGUCGCCCGCCCAAGGCACGUCACCCGGCGCGCUGUGCUUUUCGAGGCGGUGCGUCUUUAUGCCGAGCGCCAUGCCGAUCCCGAUGGCCGGGUGCGCGCGACGUUCUCGUUUGUCUGGAUGUCGGGCUGGGUGCCGGACGCAAGCCAGCCAAAGCCGCUCAGACCCGGCAGCGCAACCCACUCCCUGGCCGAGGCGCUUCGGUCCAAGCUCUGA